AAACAUUUACUAGAAGCCAAUUACUCACUCUUCUACUUCCAAAUUCCCAUGACAACGUGAAUAUUAGCUGACCCAACAAGAAAUUUUGCUCACAUUUUCCUCGUUAGCUAACACCUUAGCUUCGUUUCUUCUUCGUCUUGGUCUCAAUCUUCAGCUUCCUUUCGUAAGUUAGCUCUAAUGGCUUCCUUCUCUGUUGGGACCCAUUUGUCCCCGUCAUACCAUUUCAAAAACAGUUCACUUAGCUCUCAAUCUCCCCCCUCUUUCCUUCAAACACAAUCCUCAUUUCUGUCUAAGCCUUGCUUUGGUUCAUCUGUGCCCGGAAUAAGAGCCCCUAGGUUGCUUGGCAAUGGCGUGCUGGCUCGAGCAGAAGAUAAGGCCAAGAGUUCUUCUCAGGCUUGGCAGCAGCAACUUCAAUCCAACUCCCAGAAACAGUUCCAGGAGUCCUCUGGAUCAUGUGAUCCUUUAUGUUCAGUUGAUGAAACAAGCUCAAGUGAGUUUGAAGCGAAUUACCAGCCAAAAACUGAUUUGCUGAAAGCUCUUGCAAUAUUUGCAGCUGCUGCAACAGGGACUUUGGCAAUUAACCAUUCUUGGGUUGCAGCCAAUCAGGAUGUUGCAAUGGCAUUGCUCUUUGGAAUAGGUUAUGCAGGCAUCAUUUUUGAAGAAUCUCUAGCCUUCAAUAAAAGUGGAGUAGGAUUACUAAUGGCUGUGAGCUUGUGGGUAGUGCGAAGUAUUGGGGCUCCCUCAACUGAUAUAGCUGUUCAAGAGCUAACACAUGCGUCUGCAGAAGUCAGUCAGAUAGUGUUUUUCUUGCUUGGUGCAAUGACCAUUGUAGAGAUAGUUGAUGCACAUCAAGGAUUUAAGCUGGUUACAGACAAUAUAACAACUCGAAAACCGCGGACCCUCCUCUGGGUGAUUGGUUUUGUGACUUUUUUCCUUAGUUCGGUCCUAGACAACCUGACAUCUACCAUUGUCAUGGUUUCUUUACUGCGGAAACUAGUGCCUCCAUCAGAAUACCGCAAGCUUUUGGGCGCUGUGGUUGUUAUAGCUGCAAAUGCAGGUGGUGCAUGGACUCCCAUUGGUGAUGUCACCACUACUAUGCUAUGGAUACAUGGUCAGAUAUCAACAUUGGAGACAAUGAAGAACUUGGCAAUACCUUCAGCAAUUUCUCUAGCUGUUCCACUGGCUUUAAUGUCGUUGACUAGUGAAGUAAAUGGAAGAGCACAGGAUACUCCCAAUGUUUUGGCAUCUGAACAGGUGGCUCCUCGCGGACAGCUUGUUUUUUCUGUAGGCAUUGGAGCUUUAAUUUUUGUUCCGGUGUUCAAGUCCCUAACUGGUUUGCCUCCUUUUAUGGGUAUCCUGCUUGGACUUGGAGUUCUUUGGAUUCUUACUGAUGCUAUCCAUUAUGGUGAAUCUGAAAGGCAAAAGUUAAAAGUACCGCAAGCCUUGUCACGGAUUGACACUCAAGGAGCACUUUUCUUCCUUGGAAUCCUUUUAUCAGUUAGCAGCUUGGAGUCAGCUGGGAUUCUUCGGGAAUUGGCAAAUUACCUGGAUGCUCAUAUUCCAAAUGUUGAACUAAUUGCCAGUGCAAUAGGGGUUGUAUCAGCAGUCAUAGACAAUGUUCCACUAGUUGCUGCAACUAUGGGAAUGUAUGAUUUAACCUCCUUCCCCCUAGAUUCUGAAUUUUGGCAGCUGAUUGCAUUUUGUGCCGGUACCGGUGGAUCUAUGCUUGUUAUUGGCUCUGCAGCCGGGGUUGCUUAUAUGGGGAUGGAAAAGGUGGAUUUCUUCUGGUACUUGCGGAAGGUGAGCGGUUUUGCUUUUGCAGGUUAUGCUGCUGGUAUUGCUGCCUAUUUGACAAUUCAUAACCUCCAGCUUUCCCUACCAACAACUGUGGCUCAGGUUCCUUUCCUUUCUGGGUUCGUACAUUGAAAGGUCUCAGCCUUGGUUGUUUUACUGGCUUCAAAGACUGGUACUUCGGAGCAAGUAGCGCACUAAAUUGGGCUGUUGAAGAUUUCAGAUGCAGAUGUUAAUUAACAGAGUCAUGCUUCUUCCAAGAAAGCAUAUUAUUGUAAUAAAUUUCUACUUUAAAAAAAAUACUAAUAAAAAACCCAGGUAUUUUAAAUUCAAGGAGAGGUGUAUUAUUGAUUGUAGCCCCAGACAUCUAUUCGUCAACAGGAACAAAUGUGGGUACUGAGGGACGUGUAUCCAUAGAAUGAGAGGUUUUUAAAUAAGUAUUUCAUGUCUAAUUUUGUUUUC
This is a messenger RNA of Ziziphus jujuba (common jujube), 2253 nucleotides long. RefSeq names its product sodium/proton antiporter 1. The record is from RefSeq and is a predicted model, not a curated record. Gene Ontology annotation, molecular function: antiporter activity. Gene Ontology annotation, biological process: sodium ion transport; transmembrane transport. Lineage: Eukaryota; Viridiplantae; Streptophyta; Magnoliopsida; Rosales; Rhamnaceae. The transcript is spliced from 10 exons. Gene Ontology annotation, cellular component: membrane. Bases 178 to 1926 code for a protein of 582 amino acids.